AUGCUCCACCCGCCCCCUACCGCCCCCUCUUCAUCUUCGGCCUACAAUUUCUCAUCGUCUUCGACUUCUCUCUACGCCAUCGAUGGCAUCGGCGGCACCCCGCAGCAGCAACAGCCGCCAUCUCAGCAGCAUUCCCACAAUCACAUCCCUGGGGGCGUACAACACAAUCACGCGCCGUAUCAACACAACAUUGGCGGAGGCCUGCUGGCGCCGCACGACGGCGGUGGCGGCGGCGUAGGCAACAAGCGGCUACGUUCGGGCGGCGCGGCGGGCGCGUCGCCCUACGGGUCGCCGCCCUCUUCGCCAGCGGGAGGCGGCCUGGGCGGCGUCGGUGGUGGCGGCCACAUGGGCGGCCUCCACUCGCACCAGCACCACGCCGAGACCACGCGGGAGAGCAUGGCCAAGCUCACCAAGCAGACCGCCGACCACCUCACCUCCCUUGUCGCCUUGAUGGAGUCGACCGACCCUGAGGGCCUGGCGGCGAGCCAGCUGGUGUUGGCGCUCGACAUCGUGCUGCGCUUCAACAACAAGAUCGGUGGCGCGCACGGGGUGAAGACCGGUGGCGGUAUGGUGGGCGCCACGCACUCGGCGCAUGGCCUGAUGCCCCACUCGGGCGCGUCGCGUCCCCUCACCGGGCUGGCCUCCAGCGCCCCGCAGUCCUACGGCAUGCCGCAGCCCCAGGCCUUGUCUCAACAGAUGUAUGGGCUGCCGGCGUCGCAGACGGCACCCGCGCAGAUGUACGGGUCGCCACAGCCGCUCUACUCGUCGGCGCCCGCGGGCAUGGGACAGCACCAGCCCCACCAGCAGACACGGCCCUCUCCCAACUACCCUCAGUUCCGUGCACCCACCGGCGCUGCGACGAUGAUGAAUGGCGCCAUGACCAGCACAUCGACGGUGGCGCAGACCAAUCAGAUGCCGCCUUCGACGCUCUCGCUGGACUACUUCAUGCUGCUCCAAACCCUGGGCACGGGCACGUUCGGCCAGGUGCGUCUGUGCCAGCAGAAGGCGACGGGCAAGUACUUCUGCCUCAAGAUCCUCAGCAAGGAGAAGAUCGUGCGCCUCAAGCAGACCGAGCACGUCAAGAGCGAGAAGUCGGUCCUCGCCCAGAUCUCGCACCCGUUCAUCGUCAAGCUCUACGCCACGUUCCAGGACCAGGCCAACCUGUACUUCCUGCUGGAGUACAUCUCCGGCGGCGAGCUGUUCUCGUGCAUCCGCCGGAACGGGCGACUGUCGAACAGCACCGCCCGGUUCUACGCCGCGGAGAUCGUGCUCGCCAUCCGCUACCUCCACAGCCUGCACAUCGCCCAUCGCGACCUCAAACCCGAGAACCUGCUCCUCGACAGCGACGGACACAUCAAGCUCUCCGAUUUUGGCUUCGCCAAAGUCAUCACCGACAAGACAUGGACGAUGUGCGGUACGCCCGAGUACAUCGCACCGGAGGUGAUCCUCAGCAAAGGUCACGACAAGGCCGUGGACUGGUGGUCCCUCGGUGUCCUCAUCUACGAAAUGCUGUCUGGCAAGCCGCCAUUCCACGGAGAGCACACGUUCGAGAUUUUCGAGAAGAUUUUGUCGGCCAAGGUGGACAUGCCGGCCUACUUCCACCCGGAGGCGAAGGACCUCAUCGAGAAGCUGCUCGUGGUCGACGUGGCCAAGCGGCUCGGCGGCACGCGCGGCGGCGGCGCCGAGGAGGUGAUGUCGCACCCGUGGUUUGCCGGCAUCGACUGGGACGCCCUCCACAAGAGGCAGCUCCGUGCGCCCAUCAACCCAGGCAUCACUGGCGAAGGUGAUUCGCAUAACUUCCCGCGUUAUUCGGACCAGACCGUGGAGCACAAGGAGUUCAAGGAGAACGAGCUCUUCAAGGACUUCUGA
Molecule: messenger RNA, 1869 nt
Organism: Acanthamoeba castellanii str. Neff
Lineage: Eukaryota; Discosea; Longamoebia; Acanthamoebidae
Product: camp-dependent protein kinase catalytic subunit family protein
Exons: 8
Coding region: 1-1869 (622 amino acids)
Biological process (GO): peptidyl-serine phosphorylation; signal transduction
Cellular component (GO): cAMP-dependent protein kinase complex
Molecular function (GO): ATP binding; cAMP-dependent protein kinase activity
Source: RefSeq, a predicted model, not a curated record